CUGUACACGUCGAAUUCAGUAGCUCGGCAGCCAAAGGACUUGGGACGGAAGAGCGACGAAGGUCCGCCGCACUGACCAGGCUGCCAAGCCACCCGCCUGCAGCUUCCCCAAACUUUGCGACGAUGCGCAGCAUCCUCGCCCACGUCGCCGCCGCCAUGCCCGUACAAUUCCUUCGCCGCCUCGUGCGGCCGUCCGUUCUCUUCAGGGCGUCGCUCGCGCCCGGACCGCCUCUUCGACCCUCCAUCGCCAGCCGCCUCCCCAAGUCGCCGGGCUUCGGGCCCCUUCCCGCCUCGCGCGCGCACAAGUGCACCUUGAUCCAGGUCCUGCGAAUUGGACGGACACAACAAAGAGCCCGAAAGCUUCGAUCGCCACAGCUGGCCGGCCGGCCGGAAUUGAAGGGUGUGUGCCUGAAGGUCGGCACGACGAAGCCCAAGAAGCCCAACUCGGGAGAGAGGAAGAUUGCGAGGGUCAGGUUGAGCAGUGGCAAGGUCAUCACGGCAUACAUUCCAGGAGAAGGUCACAACGUGCAGCAGCAUUCGGUCGUCAUGGUGCGAGGUGGCAGGGCGCAGGAUUGCCCUGGUGUGAAAUACCAUCUGGUCAGAGGAGCACUGGAUCUCGGAGGUGUCGGAAACCGUAUCACAUCGAGAUCAAAGUAUGGGACCAAGAAACCGAAGGCGGCAUAAGAAGGCAUCGGCUGUUGUAAAGUUAUGUAAACACCUGUACCAUAUCUAGCAUGCAUGGCGUUCGGUCAAGGCAGACCAUUUUGCACACCAGGUUCACUUUGUGGGCAUAUCAUUUCAGAACUGUAGCGCUGUGAAGAGCGCAUCCAUGUCUGAAGAACUGAGAUACGGCACCCUAUUGCACUAGGGUUCGUAAUCUGUCUCCGACGAGCUGGUAGGCUCUCAUACUGUACGAGGAGCACUACACAGGCCCAGGCACAAAACAGUUUCCAUAACAUCCCUAAUCACCGCCGCUACGAUUCAAAUAGUGAGGGAGACGC
This is a messenger RNA of Paraphaeosphaeria sporulosa, 1000 nucleotides long. Its product is annotated as ribosomal protein S12. NCBI's taxonomy places the organism in Eukaryota, Fungi, Ascomycota, Dothideomycetes, Pleosporales, Didymosphaeriaceae. Bases 123 to 683 code for a protein of 186 amino acids. The record is from RefSeq and is a predicted model, not a curated record. Gene Ontology annotation, molecular function: structural constituent of ribosome. Gene Ontology annotation, biological process: translation. The transcript has 3 exons. Gene Ontology annotation, cellular component: small ribosomal subunit; ribosome.